This is a messenger RNA of Gossypium raimondii (Peruvian cotton), 1421 nucleotides long. RefSeq names its product succinate--CoA ligase [ADP-forming] subunit alpha, mitochondrial. The record is from RefSeq and is a predicted model, not a curated record. Gene Ontology annotation, biological process: tricarboxylic acid cycle. Gene Ontology annotation, cellular component: succinate-CoA ligase complex (ADP-forming); mitochondrion. The transcript is spliced from 7 exons. Bases 145 to 1185 code for a protein of 346 amino acids. Gene Ontology annotation, molecular function: succinate-CoA ligase (GDP-forming) activity; succinate-CoA ligase (ADP-forming) activity. NCBI's taxonomy places the organism in Eukaryota, Viridiplantae, Streptophyta, Magnoliopsida, Malvales, Malvaceae.
AGAAAAUGGAAAAAAGGGGAAGCUGACCAAAAUAGAGGGGGGCUUUGGCUUUUGUACGCAAUAAUUUGGUGGAGACUGCAUUUUUUUGGUAUCUGCAGCGAAAGAGGCAAGGGGAGAUCCGAUACUGAAUCAACAGCAACAGCAAUGGCUAGACAAGCGUCACGACUAAUUCAGUCUUUGUCUUCCAGGAUUUCUCCUCACAAACCUCAACUAUCCCCGCUCACUCCCUCUUCCUCUUCUUCUCAGCUUUUGACUCAGUCACGCUCUUUCUCGGCGGCUCCGGCACCUCAACCGGCGGUUUUCGUAGACAAGAACACUCGUGUCAUUUGCCAAGGGAUCACUGGAAAGAAUGGCACUUUCCACACUGAACAAGCCAUAGAAUAUGGCACUAAGAUGGUUGGUGGAGUAACACCCAAGAAGGGUGGCACAGAGCACUUAGGGCUUCCUGUUUUCAACUCUGUUGCUGAAGCAAAGGCUGAAACCAAGGCUAAUGCUUCUGUCAUUUAUGUUCCUCCGGCUUUCGCAGCCGCUGCUAUCAUGGAGGCUAUGGAAGCUGAAUUGGAUCUUGUUGUUUGUAUCACGGAAGGAAUUCCUCAACAUGACAUGGUUCGUGUGAAGGCUGCCCUUAACCAGCAAUCAAAAACCAGGUUGAUUGGUCCAAACUGCCCUGGCAUCAUUAAACCUGGGGAAUGCAAGAUUGGAAUUAUGCCUGGAUACAUUCACAAACCAGGUCGUGUAGGAAUUGUUUCUCGAUCAGGCACUUUAACAUAUGAAGCAGUUUUCCAAACAACUGCAGUAGGUCUGGGGCAAUCAACCUGUGUAGGAAUUGGUGGGGAUCCCUUUAAUGGAACCAACUUCGUUGAUUGUGUGACAAAAUUCCUUGCUGAUCCUCAGACAGAAGGCAUCAUUCUGAUCGGUGAGAUAGGGGGCACUGCAGAAGAAGAUGCCGCUGCACUGAUAAAGGAAAGUGGGACUGAAAAGCCUAUUGUUGCUUUCAUUGCUGGACUCACUGCUCCUCCAGGACGGCGUAUGGGUCAUGCUGGAGCUAUAGUAUCAGGGGGCAAGGGCACGGCACAGGACAAAAUAAAGACUCUAAGAGAAGCUGGAGUGACAGUUGUUGAAUCACCUGCAAAGAUUGGUGUUGCAAUGCAUGAGGUUUUCAAGCAAAGAGGUCUCCUUAAUUAGUGUGUGUGUGAUUUUCCCUAGAAAAAGAAAAGCAAAACAAUAUUUCCUGGAUUAGUUUCAGGUGACAAACUUGUUCGAAAUGCUUUCAUUGUUUUUGUGAAAAAUCAAUUUUAUACUGAAAUGAGGGAAAAACCCAACCAAAGAAAAGAAACAGUUUGAUGGUUGGGUCGAUGCAAAAUUAAUAAACCUGAGAAGGUUGAGACUUUUGAUGAAGAGAGAAAGUUCAUUUUCAGCCA